UUGUUACUAUUUGCAAUUGAUGGAUUAAUUUUGAGCGGUGUUGGACAAUACUAUUCAAAUUUGGGCGGUAAAAGAUCAUUAAUGUUAACACCAAAUAAAUGGUAUUAUAAUAUUUAUUCGAAAUUACCAUUAACAUUUGGUGAAAUGCGCUUAAAUGGACAAUAUUUUGCAACAGCUAUCACAACAAUCAUGAUAAUUAUAACGAUUAUUUUGCAUAUCAUACAAUUAUAUUGGCGCAAAUAUUCUCGUUUAUUG
Loa loa (African eye worm) is the source of this 255-nucleotide messenger RNA. RefSeq lists its product as hypothetical. The transcript has a single exon. The record is from RefSeq and is a predicted model, not a curated record. The annotation marks the transcript as partial. Lineage: Eukaryota; Metazoa; Nematoda; Chromadorea; Rhabditida; Onchocercidae.